This is a messenger RNA of Ilyonectria robusta, 336 nucleotides long. RefSeq names its product LITAF-like zinc ribbon domain-containing protein. NCBI's taxonomy places the organism in Eukaryota, Fungi, Ascomycota, Sordariomycetes, Hypocreales, Nectriaceae. The coding region runs from base 1 to 336 and encodes 111 amino acids. The transcript has 2 exons. The record is from RefSeq and is a predicted model, not a curated record.
AUGCCCAUGACUCGCCAACCUCGCCAGACAGGAGGCGAGAUGGUGUCUUUUGACCACUUUUCGCAGGAGACCAUUGUUCCUCUCAAAGAUCUCACUCACUGGCCUAGAGCCGUUGUAUGUCCGGCGUGUAUGGAGCCAUCCAUCACGCGUGUUCGAGUCAAGAUCUGCACUGGUACACAUCUAAUGGCGAUGCUGCUUUUUGUCUGCACAGUUGUCGGGAGCGUGAUCCCUUACGCUUCCAAGAAUUUCAAGGACGUCGAACACUACUGCUGUCGAUGCAAUCGCAGACUCGUUACGCAUCACUUCCAGACUGGCACAGAGAUUCAUGUAUUUUAG